ACUUCUGGCGCAUGCGCAAUCUGAUCAAGCAGCGGCAAAAGCGAAAAGACCAAGAUGGCGGACUGGGUGACUGUCGUUUUUCGGAGAAGUUUCACAUUUACGAUCUUUAUACAUCUAUAGAUUUAAAUAUAGCAUCAAAUACGCCAGGAUUUGUCUUUUCCAAAGCCCACGAAACCGAAUUUGAGUUCGGAGCGAUGGAGUGUUACCUGAAGUGAUAGAACGUGGACGACUACUGCUAUGCUAAGAUGGCGACGUGCGGUAAAAGAGAACAUGAAAGAGAAUCACCAACGGAGAAAAAGACGAAAACUGCAGAUGAAGACGUCCAGCAGCUGAUUGGUCAUCCAGAAGAAUUUCCUCCUCAGUCAGGCAGGAGCUCCACUUUGAAGCAGGAGACUCCACAACCACCCCGCAUUGAAAAGGAAGAGGAGGAACUCUGGAUCACUCAGGAGGGAGAGUGUCUUCUAGGACCACAGGAAGCUGAUCUCACCAAGUUGCCACUGACUGUUGUCUCUGUGAAGACUGAUGAUGAUGAAGAGAAACCACAACCAAACACCCUCUUAGCUCCACUAUCAGAUAGUGAGGCUGAAGACGAGGUUGAAGUAACUUUGAGCAGCGAUACAGACUGUGAAGACGUCCAGCAGCUGAUUGAUCAGUCAGAAGAACUUCCUCCUCAGUCACCAGGAGGGAGCUCCACUUUGAAGCAGGCGACUCCACAACCACCCCACAUUAAAAAGGAAGAGGGGGGACUCUGGAUCACUCAGGAGGGAGAGUAUCUUCUAGAACCACAGAAGGCUGAUCUCACCAAGAUGCCACUGACUGUUGUCUCUGUGAAGAUUGAAGAUGAUGAAGAGAAACCACAAGCAGACAACUUCUUAGCUCCACUAUCAGAAGACGAGGUUAAAGUAGCUUUGAGCAGUGAAACAGACUGUGAAGGUGAUAUGAGGACUCUCACUGACAACAAUCACUCUGAAUGCUCUACAAAGAACAAUGAUAAAAAACUGUUGAGAUGCUCAUUUUGCGCUAAAAACUUUAAUAAAAAGUACAAUUUGACUCAACACAUGAGAACACACACGGGAGAAAAACCGUUUGAUUGUUCAGUUUGCGGUAAAAGCUUUGUUUCCAGAUCAGGUUUGACUAAACACAUAAUGAAACACACUGGAAGAAAACCAUUUACCUGUUCAGUAUGUGGUAAAAGCUUUCUUCAUAAGAGCAUUCUGAUUCAACACACGAGUACACACACCAUAGAUAAACCAUUUCAUUGUUCAGUUUGUGGUAAAAGUUUUCCUCAUGAAAGCAAUUUGAUUCAACACAUUAGAACACACACUUCGGGUAAACAAUUUAAUUGUUCAGUUUGCAGUAAAACGUUUCCUCAUAACAGCAAUCUGAUUAAACACAUGAGAACACACACAGGAGAAAAACCAUUUAAUUGUUCAUUGUGCGGUAAAUGCUUUUCUCAGAAAUGCAGUUUGACUCGACACACAAGGACCCACACAGAGGAAAAGCAUUUUUUUUGUUCAGUGUGUGGUAAAACAUUCCAUCGUAAUGCAGACGCAGCAAGACACAUAAGAACACACACGGGAGAAUAACCCACCAGCUGUUUAAUAUGUGGCUCAUGUGUCACCAAAACCAGGACUUAUGCUUCUUACACAAAUAUGUGAAGUCUUUGUACAAAGUUGGAUUAUCUGGUGCAUAGUCUUAUCUCCUCAUGACCCCAUGUCUUCUGUGUAUAUUUAACUUUUCUUGAUAGUAUAAUAAAGUAGUGUACCCCA
This is a messenger RNA of Entelurus aequoreus (snake pipefish), 1769 nucleotides long. RefSeq names its product gastrula zinc finger protein XlCGF17.1-like. Gene Ontology annotation, cellular component: nucleus. The transcript is spliced from 3 exons. The record is from RefSeq and is a predicted model, not a curated record. Lineage: Eukaryota; Metazoa; Chordata; Actinopteri; Syngnathiformes; Syngnathidae. Bases 246 to 1586 code for a protein of 446 amino acids. Gene Ontology annotation, biological process: regulation of transcription by RNA polymerase II. Gene Ontology annotation, molecular function: DNA-binding transcription activator activity, RNA polymerase II-specific; RNA polymerase II cis-regulatory region sequence-specific DNA binding.